Stereum hirsutum FP-91666 SS1 is the source of this 1014-nucleotide messenger RNA. Its product is annotated as aldehyde reductase II. The transcript has 3 exons. The record is from RefSeq and is a predicted model, not a curated record. Gene Ontology annotation, molecular function: oxidoreductase activity, acting on the CH-OH group of donors, NAD or NADP as acceptor. The annotation marks the transcript as partial. Lineage: Eukaryota; Fungi; Basidiomycota; Agaricomycetes; Russulales; Stereaceae.
GCCAUCCCACCCGAGUCUACUGUCCUCAUCACAGGCGUAAAUGGCUACCUUGCUUCGCACGUCGCGGACCAGCACCUCGCUCUAGGCUACAAAGUCCGUGGAACGGUUCGCGACGCUGUCAGAUGCAGUUGGGUGAAGGAUCUGUUCGAUGCGAAAUACAACCGGGGAAAGUUCGAACUCAUCGUCGUUCCCGAUUUUACCGUCGAGGGAGCCUUCGAUGAGGCCGUGGAAGGUGUUUCUGGAGUCGCCCACAUCGCCUCCGAUCUCUCCUUUGAUACCGAUCCAGAGAAGGUCAUCACGCCCUCCGUCCGCUCGACCCAAAACCUCCUCAACGCUGCAUCUCGACAACCUUCCGUGAAACGAUUCGUCUACACCUCGAGCGCUAUAGCGACCGUAUACCCAUACGGCGACCCCGAAGUCAUCACAAAAGAAACAUGGAACGAAAAAGCUAAAGACGAAGCAUGGGCCCUAGAGUUCGUUGAUGAGAAGCAGAGGAGGUGGGCGGUCUAUGCGCAGAGCAAAGUCGAGGCGGAGAGGGCGUGUCGGAAGUUUGCCGACGAGAUGAAGGAGAAGGCCAAGGGUGAGGGAGAGGGGUUCGAGUUGAGCACCGUCCUCCCUUCGUCAUGUUUUGGGCCGUGGUUGCAUGAGAGCCAGGACUCCCCGACGGUGAAGAAUAUAAAGAACUUACUCGCCGGGAAACUUGACAAAGAUCAAGAGGGAAUUUCACCCUACUGGUUCGUCGACGUCCGCGAUACCGCCCGUCUACACGUCGCAGCUCUCAUCAGCCCGUCCGUUCGUUCAGAGCGUCUGUUCGCAUACUCAGAAACAUACAGCUGGAAUCAAAUCCUUGACAUAUGGCGACGCGUGUAUCCAGAACACCCAUGGAUGGAGUGCCCCGCCGAUAACAGAGAAGAACGCACGGAGCUUCCGGAUUGUCGAGCUCGCGCUGUGGAAAUAUUGAAGGAGCUGGGUAGGGAGGAUUUUAUUGGCUUGGAAGAAUCCGUGAAGGAGAAU